UGUCACAACUACUGCUCUGGAAACUACAGCUUGGGAUCCCUCAGAAAUGCCCAUCAUGUUCCUCCUCCCUCCUCCAUUGCCCUCUGCUCUAUGAAUGUGAGUGGUGGGGAUGUUCUCUGCUUGCCCAGCAGCUGUCAAAACCAUACCUGGCUCCUGAACAAUGGCCAAGAGACCUGCAGUGAACCUACCAGCUGCCAGCCGGCCAACUGCGAGCCCAGCAACUGUGAAACUUCCAGCUGCCCUUCCUCUGGUUGCUAUGUGCCCAGACCCUGCCAAGGCACCAGUUUUAUUCCUGCUUCUUCUUACAUCUCUGGAUCCUGCUUCCCAGUAUGUUAUAGACCUCUGAGCUAUGUGUCUAGCAGCUGCCAACCCCUGAACCUCCUCACUUAUGGAUGCCGCCCCUUGGGUUAUUUGCCUGGUGGUCCUCAUCCCGACAGCAUUACCCACUAUUCUGUAUAUUUGCUUCAUGUCUUCAAUUACUCCACACCUGCCCUCAUUUCAUAUCAUCUCCUUGUUCACUCUACCCUUCCUCUCCUUUGGGAUAAUUCUUUUGGCAUUGUGUCCAGCAGCCUCAGACCUCUGUGUCCUCUCUUCAGUGGAUGCCAGCCUCUGACACAUGUGUUUAGCACUUGCCAUCCAUCUUGCUCUGCCUGGGGAGGCCUAGUGAUCUGUGGAGGUGCCCUCUGCUUAAUCAGUAGCUGUCAACCUGGCUCCUGGACUACUGCCCAGAGCCCUGUGGUGAGCCAACCAGCUGCCAACCAGCCAAAUAUGGGCCCAGCAACUGUGAAAUCUCUUGAUACCGUUCCGCUGACUGCCAUGUUUCUAGACCUACAGAAACUGACUUUGCUCCUGCUGCUUCCUGUGUGUCCAGUACAGGCCACCCACCAACCUACACCCGAUGCCCAAACUUCCCAAGGUUAA
Molecule: messenger RNA, 921 nt
Organism: Eubalaena glacialis (North Atlantic right whale)
Lineage: Eukaryota; Metazoa; Chordata; Mammalia; Artiodactyla; Balaenidae
Product: keratin-associated protein 26-1-like
Exons: 3
Cellular component (GO): keratin filament
Molecular function (GO): structural molecule activity
Source: RefSeq, a predicted model, not a curated record